GAAGUCAGGACUCAGCAGAUCAGACUAUCAACGUCUAUGCCAUUUGUAGAUCGGAGCAUCUUCAGAAAUCGAUUCAGCAAACGCUGGUGCUAGCUCUGAGCUUCGUCUCUUGACUCUCCAUGUCAUGGGUCCGAGUCCUUGAUGAGCAUGCCGCAUAGGCCUCCUUGGAGUUGGCUGUCGGUUCAGUGUAGACUCGCAUCAUCAGAAUCAUCACAUGCCGCAUGCAAGUGCUCCGCUUUUUGGCUCGUGGCCACUGGCGGGAAAAUUCAUUUCAGCGGUUGUCAGUUGCACAACGGCGCCCGUGGACAGUAGACGGGCGCACUGUCGCCUGACUACGAGGUUUGGGCCAAGUCUUCCAUAUAGUCUGCUCAGCCAGCUACUUCAGAAUGAUUCUCUAUCAACCAUACUACAACCUGUGCAGCGUCUGUCAUGGACAUCCUCGAUGAGAAGACCCAAGUUGAACGUGGUUCCCCCUGGUAUGAGUAUCGCAAGUCGAGUGCCAGGUUCCUUGCAAAAACAUUCUGCUAUCCACUCUACACGCAAAGCCAUAGCAAUUGUGGCCAAGUGACGACUACUUCUGCAGCUGUCCGCGAACGUGAGGCAACAGCGUGGCUCGAUGGGCUGAGAGGUAUCGCCGCCUUGCAAGUCAUGAUUUUCCACUAUGCCGACUUUUGGACUGUCGUUGAUGUCGCUUAUGGAGGCGGACAAUUCGGCAGCAGUCAGUGGUUUCGAAUGCCAUUGAUUCGCAGUACCUAUGCGGCCGGUCGAGCCAUGGUCUGUACUUUCUUUGUCAUCUCUGGGUAUGUGUUGACGAAGCGAACGCUGUCGGACUUGCGUCAGGGGCGCGUGACCUCCGCAGCAAACAGAUUGUCCAGUGCACUCUUCAGACGCGGCAUGCGUUUGUUUGCUCCAGCCUUGGUCAUCAUUGUGCUCGCCUUCAUCCUUGUGCGCCUGGGAUUCCGGUGCUCACUUGGCGAUGUCGGUUGUCCCUACUAUCCCUCAUUCUCGGAGCAGCUGAAGGACUGGGCAAAGGCCACAGCUAGCUACUUGUCUCCAUUCGAGUACCAGAACUUUGGCGGCUCUCUCGCUCAUAAGUACGAAAACAUCAUCUGGACGUUGCCAAUGGAGAUGUUUGGGUCACUGUGGUGUUAUGGCGUGCUCCUCGCCACCCUCCGGUUGCAGCCUCGCAUGCGUAACUUGAUCGUCUUUGGCGUUGGUGUGUAUGCCAUCAUCAAUACGGCAUGGGGUGUCUUUUGCUUCAUGGCAGGUAUGCUCAUUGCAGACUGGACCUUGGUGCAGGAGAAGAAGGCCAAUCAGUUGAUUGACCUCAGCGCCGAAAACUCGCGAGAUUGCUACCCGAGGCUCAAGCAGCUGAGCAAGAAUGUAAUCUGGACUGUUCUCCUGGUACUAGGGAUCAUGUUUGCAGGUGCACCUAUGCGGGGUGCACUCGAGCACAACGACAUUGCUCCUGGCUUCAACACUUGGUGGCGACUCGCUCCUGAACAGUGGACUCGUUCCGACUGCAACUAUUGGGGCUAUGCUUGGUCUGGCGUCAUUAUUGUGGCAAGCAUCUCUCAGCUUGGCUACGCGAAAAGAUUCUGCGAAACAACCAUGGCGCAAUACUUGGGCAAAGUUUCAUUCAGCGUUUACCUCUUGCAUAUUGCAGUCCGCGACGUUCUCGGCCGCCGCUUGCAGUACGUUUUGCUAAGCUUCAUGGUACAAACAGCUUCACCAUUUCGACUUUCAACAGAGUCUCCUGCCGAGAAGGUGUCACUUGAAAAGAUGUUUGACCUAGCCGGUGCCGGUCUUACCUUCUUUGCCGGCGUCAUUUGGUUUGCCACAUUGACUGUGGUAGUUUUUGCACUGUCCGCUCAAUUCGAGAGGCAUGUUGACGCGCCGAUAGUGCGCAUGACACGAUGUGUGGAACAGUGGGCAAUCCAUUUUGACAGCAGUGACGUAGAGACUAGGGAGAGGAAUGCUGCUUAAUGUCAUGUAGUAUCACUCAUAUUUACGAACGCUUUUGAAACCCAAGCUGAAAGACGUCCCUGUAUAUGUCACAAGCAGCGUGGUGUCGUUGUCCAG
Messenger RNA from Protomyces lactucae-debilis, 2082 nucleotides. RefSeq names its product acyltransferase 3. Lineage: Eukaryota; Fungi; Ascomycota; Taphrinomycetes; Taphrinales; Protomycetaceae. The record is from RefSeq and is a predicted model, not a curated record. Gene Ontology annotation, molecular function: acyltransferase activity, transferring groups other than amino-acyl groups. Gene Ontology annotation, cellular component: membrane. The transcript has a single exon. Bases 430 to 1986 code for a protein of 518 amino acids. Gene Ontology annotation, biological process: polysaccharide biosynthetic process.